AUGCAAGCCAACGAAAGGGCAAUGCAGCUCAUGCUGCAGGUUAGUAUGACUAGCCGGCAAGGCGACGAACUUUACAAUCGGGGAAAGUACACAGAGGCGAAGAACACGUAUUGGAAGAUCGCGAAAUCGGUGCUGGGAAACGAUCUCGAAAUUCCAACUUAUUCAGGGAGUAAAGGCGGAGGGGUGCGGUGUAAGAAGUACAUCGACAUAGACCCUUUCAAUCGGUCGAACUUGGUCGCGUGCUACAACGGUCUUGCGGCGUGUUGUGCGCGGGAGAAGGAUUUCGAAAGUGCUCUGAUGUGGUAUGAAGAGAUCGAGGUGGUCUACCUAAACAUCUACUACACCUCCCCGACGCCAUUAUAUGACUGGAUGAACUACAACCUCGACGUCCCAGAACUCACCUUCCAACGCGUCAAAGCCCUAACCACCUCCUCCGACCUCACGCUCCAACUGGGCAACACAGCCGUCGCAUUCAACCUUCGCUGGAGGGCAUGUACCAACUUUAUCAGCAUGCCCCCACGACACCAUCCUCCGACCGUUAAAGCCAUGAAUAGCGCCGAGAAGAUUGCUGAGCUGUCCGAACUUCGUCAUCCAGAUCCUCAGCUCAUCAAUAAAAGCGGUGUAACUGACCCGGCGCUGCAGUUGUAUGGCUCGUGGGCGCGCGUUUCGUUCAAGCCUCUCCCGGGAAAGGUUUUGGCGAGGUCAGCCCAUUCUGCGUUCAUUUGGAAAAGCCACUUUUACAUUGCCGGCGGACGCAAAGACUCUUUCGGACCUUUCUACCGCGAUCUAUGGUGCUUAGACCUAACUCAAAAACCCAGCUCUAGGGAAUGGCGUCAACUCCCCGACUACCCUAUCCCCAAAUCUGUUUCGGGUAUGUUCCUCAGCUGGAACAUGAUCGUGUACGAAAACAAAGCGUACCUCUUCACUGGACGGAAAGUCAUCGACUACUUCGACCUCGUCACGGAGAAGUGGGGCAGGACGCCCACGACGUUCUCGCCUACAGCUGACGACCUCCGCGUGGGUCUUACAGGGGAUUGGCCUUAUAGAGGGUCAAUCCUCGCAGAUCGUCUCUGGAAAACUGCUCGUUUUCGGGGGAUGUCAUAA
Molecule: messenger RNA, 1104 nt
Organism: Laccaria bicolor S238N-H82
Lineage: Eukaryota; Fungi; Basidiomycota; Agaricomycetes; Agaricales; Hydnangiaceae
Exons: 5
Coding region: 1-1104 (367 amino acids)
Molecular function (GO): protein binding
Source: RefSeq, a predicted model, not a curated record